ACACCAUAGUGAGGAAGAUAUCUGUUGAGUGUGAAUUAUCAAGCAGCAGUUCUAUCAUGUCAGGAGAACUGAGCAGGACCCAGAGCCCCAUCACGGUGCCUCAACCUCACUCACUGAUACAUGAGAGAGACAAUGACCAGAAGAUCCUGGAACUCACCAACAAGAUCAUUCAGCUGCUGACUGGAGAGGAGGGGGAGUAUAUAGAGGAACACAGGGGUCUGUACAAGGACGUGAUGAUGGAGAAUCACCGGCCCAUCACAUCACUGGAUGGGCCCAGUAACAGAGAUACCCCAGAGAGAUGUCCCCGUCCUCUGUAUUCCCAGGAUUGUACAGAGGAGAAUCACAGGACCCCACAGGAGGAUCAGGGUGAAGAUCUGACUAAUAUAAAGGGAGAAGAAGAGAUGUAUGUGGCUGAUAUGAGGGCAGAAGAUAUAGAGGGAGAAGAGACGUAUGUGACUGAUAUGAAGGCAGAAGAUAUAGAGGGAGAAGAAGAGACGUAUGUGGCUGAUAUGAAGGCAGAAGAUAUAGAGGGAGAAGAAGAGACGUAUGUGACUGAUAUGAAGGCAGAAGUUAUAGAGGGAGAAGAAGAGACGUAUGUGACUGAUAUGAAGGCAGAAGAUACAGAGGGAGAAGAAGAGAUGUAUGUGAUUGAUAUGAAGGCAGGAGAUAUAGAGGGAGAAGAAGAGACGUAUGUGACUGAUAUGAAGCCAGUAGAUAUAGAGGGAGAAGAAGAAGAGACAUAUGUGACUGAUAUGAAGGCAGAGGAUACAGAGGGAGAAGAAGAGACGUAUGUGGCAGAUAUAAGGGCAGAAGAUAUAGAGGGAGAAGAAGAGACGUAUGUGACUGAUAUGAAGGCAGAAGAUACAGAGGGAGAAGAAGAGACAUACGUGACGGGUGAUCAGCAGUGUAAGGAGGAGAAAAUCCCUACAGAUAUCAGCACAGAUGAAUGUAACAGAAGAAAUAUAUUGGCUGAACGUCCCAUUAUAUCUCCAGAUUGUGAAAUUGAAGCUAAAGACAUCAUGCGAGAUUCUCUGGAAGACCAUGUGAUCCCAAUUAUACAUCCAGUACCUCACAGUGCAGAUAUAUCAUCUGUUACCUUUAAUCAUGAGGAAUUUUCACCUGAUACCUCAGAUAUUGGUCAAUCUAUCACAUCUCUUAGAGUAGAUACACCAUUUCCCAAUGCUGUACAUGACCUAUGUUUUACUCAGAGCACAAAGAUUAUUACCCAUCAGCCACCUAAGACAGGUGAGAGACCAUUUCCAUGCUCUGAGUGUGGGAAAUGUUUUACAUACAAAUCACAGCUUGUUAAACAUGUGAGAUGUCAUACAGGUGAGACACCAUUUCCAUGCUCUGAGUGUGGGAAAUGUUUUAGACUGAAAUUAGAUCUUGUUAGACAUGAGAGAAGUCACACAGGUGAAAAGCCAUUUCCAUGCUCUGAGUGUGCAAAAUGUUUUACUCAGAAAUCGCAGCUUGUUCAACAUGCGAGAUGUCAUACAGGUGAGAGGCGAUUUACAUGUUCUGAGUGUGGGAAAUGUUUUAGUUUCAAAGUAGAUCUUGUUAGACAUGAGAGAACUCACACAGGUGAAAAGCCAUUUUCAUGCUCUGAGUGUGGGAAAUGUUUUACACGCAAAUCAUAUCUUGUUGUGCAUGAGAGACAUCAUACAGGUGAGAGACCAUUUCCAUGCUCUGAGUGUGCAAAAUGUUUUACUCAGAAGUCGCAGCUUGUUCAACAUGCGAGAUGUCAUACAGGUGAGAGGCCAUUUACAUGUUCUGAGUGUGGGAAAUGUUUUAGUUUCAAAGUAGAUCUUGUUAUACAUGAGAGAAGUCACACAGGUGAGAAGCCAUUUCCAUGCUCUGAGUGUAGAAAAUGUUUCAAACGCAAAUCACAUCUUGUUACACAUCAGAUAAGUCACACAGGUGAGAAACCAUUUCCAUGCUCUGAGUGUAGAAAAUGUUUCAAUGACAAAUCAUAUCUUGUUACACAUCAGAGAAGUCACACAGGUGAGAAACCGUUUCCAUGUUCUGAGUGUGGGAAAUGUUUUACUCGAAAAUCACUGCUUGUUGAACAUUUGAGAAUUCACACAGGUGAGAAACCAUUUCCAUGCUCUGAGUGUGGGAAAUGUUUCACACAGAAAUCACAUCUUGUUACACAUCAGAGAAAUCACACAGGUAAGCGGCCAUUUCCAUGUUCUGAGUGUGGGAGAAGUUUCAAACACAAAUCACAACUUGUUACACAUCAGAGAAGUCACACAGGUGAGAAACCAUUUCCAUGCUCUGAGUGUAGAAAAUGUUUCAAAGACAAAUCACAUCUUGUUACACAUCAGAGAAGUCACACAGGUGAGAAACCGUUUCCAUGUUCUGAGUGUGGGAAAUGUUUUACUAGAAAAUCACUGCUUGUUGAACAUUUGAGAAUUCACACAGGUGAGAAACCAUUUCCAUGCUCUGAGUGUGGGAAAUGUUUCACACAGAAAUCACAUCUUGUUACACAUCAGAGAUGUCACACAGGUAAGCGGCCAUUUCCAUGUUCUGAGUGUGGGAAAUGUUUUACUCGAAAAUCACUGCUUGUUGAACAUUUGAGAAUUCACACAGGUGAGAAACCAUUUCCAUGUUCUGAGUGUGGGAAAUGUUUUGCACAAAAAUCAGCUGUAAUUGAACAUAAGAGAACUCACCCUGGUGAGAAACCAUUUCCAUGUUCUGAGUGUAGAAAAUGUUUUACACACAAAUCAUAUCUUGUUAGACAUCAGAGAAUUCACAAGUGAGAGGCCAUUUCUAUUUUCUGAAUGUUGAAAAUGUUUUAUACACAAAUCACCGCUUGUUAUCAGAGAAGUCACACAGGUGAGAGGCCAUUUCCAUGCUCCGAGUGUGGGAAAUGUUUACACACAAAUCCACUCAAUAUUUUUAGAGAGGAUAUUCUAGAGUUGGCUUUCACAUAAAAGAACAAAAUACAACUUCAUUAAUAAAGGGAAUGGAAAAAUUAUAAAGAGAGUUUACAAAAAUUUGUUUAAUUUGUAUAAAAAAAGCAAACCCCAUUGAGGUGACCUAAUUAAAAUGUAUAAAUAUAUUUGAGAAAUAUACAAAGAUUUAACAAGCAUAUCACACUAUGCUCAUGUACAAUUGUACCAUUAUUUUUAUGAUUGUAUUUUGUUCUUGUUUUAAUAUUAUUUUUAUUAAUACUUUACAAACAAUAUAGUACGGGCAAUUUGUUGCAUGUUACUGGCGCUAUGCAGACUCUGUGUAGAUAUAGAAAAAUGAUGAGACUUUGUAUAAAACAUUUAAUAAU
Molecule: messenger RNA, 3280 nt
Organism: Pseudophryne corroboree (corroboree frog)
Lineage: Eukaryota; Metazoa; Chordata; Amphibia; Anura; Myobatrachidae
Product: zinc finger protein 271-like
Exons: 5
Coding region: 57-2759 (900 amino acids)
Biological process (GO): regulation of transcription by RNA polymerase II
Cellular component (GO): nucleoplasm
Molecular function (GO): DNA-binding transcription repressor activity, RNA polymerase II-specific; RNA polymerase II cis-regulatory region sequence-specific DNA binding
Source: RefSeq, a predicted model, not a curated record